Molecule: messenger RNA, 3085 nt
Organism: Castor canadensis (American beaver)
Lineage: Eukaryota; Metazoa; Chordata; Mammalia; Rodentia; Castoridae
Source: RefSeq, a predicted model, not a curated record
CUGCACAGCUGGUCGUUCGGAUUCCCUGGGUGUCCUGGAGGCCUAUGGAGACGGAGAACUAGCCAGGACCGGUUCAGAGCCAGCUACCCGUGGACUAAGAUUCACGUGGCAAGGUCACCUGACACCUGUGAGGCCCAGGACAGGAGUGGCUGCCCUGGAGUGUUGCCCCUGGGCUUUGGCUGGAUUUGGACCUGGAGGAAGAUGAGGAGCACCUGACGUCCCAGUUCUGUGCCUCAAGGCUCAAAAACCUAAGUGACAAGAGGUACCACAAGCUAUCGGGGCCUGACAGCCAGCAGCCGAGCUCCCUGAGAAGAAUCCAAGAAAGGAAAAUGGGGGCGUGGUAUUGGGGGUUGAACCCAGGACCUUAUAAGAACUCAAAAGCCCAGCUCCUCCUCUUCUCCUUCUAGAAGAACUCAAAAGCUGGGUUCCACGCAAGUCUCCAGGGACCCCUGCGGCCACAUUCCAGCUCUCGGGUUCCAAGACCCAGGCACCCCGGAUCCCCGCCUCUUGGAGCCGGACGUCCCGGAUCUACGCCACCUGGACAUAGCUUCCUGGAGACCUCCGCCACCUGGGCGCCCUCCGGCUCCCGGAGCCCAAGGAUCGAUCCCACAUCCCAGCCUGAAAAUCUCCUGUGCCCUCAAAGCCCAGGAACAAGAAACCCAGGCGUUCGCAACUCCCAGCUUUCGGGCCGCUCACGCCACCGGGAAGACCAGAGCGGUCCCAGCGCCCAGCCCUGGGGACUUGGACACCCCACUUCCGAGAGCCUGUGAACCCGCAAAUCUGAAGUUCCAGCCUCCAGGCGCUGUUACUCAACUCUCCCGUCAUAAGGACGUCGGUGGCGGGAAGGGCAGCGCUCCCAGCCUCCGGGCGCUUAGGAACCUCCUCAUCAUGGUGGUCGAUCCUCCUAAGGCCGACCCCAAGGGGUUCCCGGCGGCAGAGCCCAGCGAGAAUGGUGGCCCGGCGCUGGGUCCCAGAGAGGACGUAGACGCGACAACAGGCGGAUGCUGUGGCUCCUGGGACCAGGUGCGCCGCUGCCUUCGGGCCAACCUGUUGGUGUUGCUGACCGUGGUGGCCGUGGUGGCUGGCGUGGCGCUAGGGCUGGGGAUCUCGGCGGCCCGCGGCGCGGUACCACUGGACCCCAAGGACUUGAUGGCCUUCUCCUUUCCGGGUGAGCUCCUGCUCCGCCUCCUACGAAUGAUCAUUUUGCCGUUGGUGGUGUGCAGCCUGAUCGGAGGCGCCGCCAGUCUGGACCCGAGCGCCCUCGGCCGCCUGGGAGCCUGGGCGCUGCUCUUUUUCCUGGUGACCACGCUACUCGCUUCUGCACUCGGCGUGGGCUUGGCUUUGGCGCUGCAGCCCGGCGCCACCAACGCCUCCGUCUGGAACACCCACGCUUUCAAAGAGGCCCCCAAGGAGGUGCUCGAUUCGUUCUUGGAUCUUGUGAGGAAUAUCUUUCCUUCCAACCUUGUGUCUGCAGCCUUCCGCUCUUAUUCGACCUUGUAUGAACAGAGAGAAAAUGGAACCAAGAUCCUCCCGGUGGGGCAGGAGGUGGAGGGCAUGAACAUUCUGGGCUUGGUGGUGUUCGCCAUCGUCUUUGGUGUGGCCCUGCGGAAACUGGGUCCUGAGGGGGAGCUACUCAUCCGAUUCUUCAACUCCUUCAAUGACGCCACCAUGGUUCUGGUCUCCUGGAUCAUGUGGUAUGCUCCGGUGGGCAUCUUGUUCCUGGUGGCCGGCAAGAUCGUUGAGAUGAAGGAUGUGGGGCAGCUCUUCGCCAUCCUUGGCAAAUACAUCCUGUGCUGUCUGCUGGGCCAUGCCAUCCAUGGGCUUCUGGUUCUGCCUCUCAUCUACUUCAUCUUCACCCGCAAAAACCCCUACCAUUUCCUGUGGGGCAUCCUGACGCCGCUGGCCACCGCCUUCGGGACCUCCUCCAGCUCCGCCACGCUGCCGCUGAUGAUGAAGUGCGUGGAGGAGAAGAACGGCGUGGCCAGGCACAUCAGCCGCUUCAUCCUGCCCAUCGGUGCCACGGUCAACAUGGACGGUGCAGCACUGUUCCAGUGCGUGGCCGCCGUGUUCAUCGCGCAGCUCAACGAGCAGUCCCUGGACUUCGUGAAGAUCAUCACCAUCCUGGUCACGGCCACCGCGUCCAGUGUGGGGGCGGCCGGCAUCCCCGCUGGAGGCGUGCUCACCCUCGCCAUCAUCCUGGAAGCCGUCAGCCUCCCUGUCAAGGACAUCUCCUUGAUCCUGGCUGUGGACUGGCUUGUGGACCGGUCCUGUACCAUCCUCAACGUGGAAGGUGACGCUUUUGGGGCAGGACUGCUCCAAUCUUAUGUGGAUCGGACAAAGUCGCCGAGCUCUGAGCCUGAGCUAAUCCAGGUGAAGAGAGAUGUGCCACUAACUCCCCUGCAAACUGCCCCUGAGGAAGGCAACCCCCUCCUCAAACACCCCCAGGGCCCUGGCAGCGAUGCUGCCACCUAUGAGAAGGAAUCAGUUAUGUAAACCCCAGGAGGGGUUCCCCUGCCCUGCUCUGCUGGGGACACGUGGACAUUACCAUCACCAGUGUGGGUGAAAGGAUAGACUGUAGCUCAGUCUGCAGGGACCCCUGUCCUUCUGAACUGGAGACUGGGCAGCUUUGUUGCUGGGGUGUAUGUGUACGUGCAAGAGAGUGACCUCAAAUCUUCAACCCUGUCCAAGGCUCCCCAUUUCAGGGCACUAGUCACCAUGUCUAGAUCUCCACACUUUGAGGGGAAGGGUGUUCAACCCGUACAAUGCUGGCUAUGAUAGUGGCUUUAGUUGUGCUGUGUGUGUUUUCUGUGACCACCUAACCCUCCACAGUAUGUCCCACUCUGUCUACGUCUACAGGCCCUGUGUUCCCUCCACAUAAACACUCCCAGAACCCUUUGGGAGAGACCAAAGAUAAAUACUAUCACUCCAGAGAACAUUUUUUAGCAAUAAAUUUGAGUGUCAAGUGUAUUUAAUCAGGUGUUUUAAGAAUUUGAGCCAGGUGCCUGUGGCUCACACCUGUUGUUGUAUCUACUCGGGAGGUUGAGAUUGGAAGGAUCAAAGUUCAAGGCCAUCUGGGCAAAUAGUU